This is a messenger RNA of Rotaria socialis, 1335 nucleotides long. Lineage: Eukaryota; Metazoa; Rotifera; Eurotatoria; Philodinida; Philodinidae. The record is from the annotation of a GenBank genome assembly.
AUGAAAACAAGAAGAAAUACAAAAUCUAGUCCCGUUAUCACAGUUCCACCGGAAAACUAUCGUGUCUAUUCUAUUCGUUGGCUUCAAUUGAUUAUAUAUACAUUGGCUACAUUUUGCAACGGUAUUUUCCUUAGUACAUUUUCUCCAAUCGAAUCACAAGCAACCUCAUUUUUUUCGAUUUCUACAACUCAAAAUACUGUGCUCGUGGUGCUCUCUCUUUUUCUCUACGCUCCCGGUACUUUACUGUCAAUAUGGGCCAUUCAACGAUUCUCUAUGCGGACAGUGAUGAUUAUAGGAUCUCUGAUGAAUUUAGGAGCAUGGAUUCGUCUUUUUUCUCUCAUUGAACCCAGUCAAGGCUACGCAGCACUUGUGCUUGGCCAAAUUCUACCUGGGCUUUCGGCACCUAUUUUUUUCAAUGCAGCUGCUCAAUUUUCAACUCGUUGGUUUGCACGCGGACAGCGUGAUAUUAUUACAGCCGUAUGUUCCAUGGCCAAUCCAUUGGGUUUUGCUUUUGGAUUUCUCUUUCCAUCGCUUAUCAUCACUAGCAGUUCAUCUUCUCAACAGUUUUUAAUCGUUUUUGCAGUGGAGGCCAGUUUUAGUACGGUGGUCGCGUUAAUAGUAAUUAUCGGCUAUCAAUCAAACCCACCAACGCCUCCAUCAGCUUCCGAUGAACAACAGGCGAGCGAUUUCAAACGAGACUUCCCUCGUCUCUUAAAAAAUGGCCAUUAUCUCGUUCUCCUGCUUGCUUUCGGUAUCGGUUUUGGCUUUUUCAAUGCAUUGAUCUCACUUCUCUACGAACUUAUACAACCAAGUGGCUAUUCAAGUUCAGAUGCAGGCCUAUUCGGUGCCAUUAUAAUUUUGUCUGGUCUUGUGAGCGCUGCUAUGGUUGGUGUGAUUAUGGAUUGUACACAUGCCUAUCUUACCAUACUUAAAGUAUUGAUUUUAGGCGCUUGUUGCUCAGUUGUUUAUUUCAUUGUGAUUCUUCGGCCAUCUAUGCUUUACCCAUUGGGUCUCUCCUUUGCACUGAUGGGUUUCUUCCUAUUACCACUUCUACCAAUUGUAUUCGAAUGUGCCAUUGAGUGUACCUAUCCAAUAUCUGCUGCAUGGUCAAUCGGGUUACUGUUGUGUGUUGGCAAUGUUCUUGGUGGUGUGUUCAGUUUCGUUCUCAACAAACUUAUCCAACAAGCUCCAAACUACACAUCAGGUGUUAUAUUUACGCCCGCCUCUAUAUUCAUACUUUGUGCGACGAUUUGUAGCACACUAAUAUUACUUUUCUAUCAUGGACCCUACUUAAGACUCAAAGCUGAAACUGAAAAUGUUACUGUCCGUCAUUAA